Perkinsus marinus ATCC 50983 is the source of this 1449-nucleotide messenger RNA. RefSeq lists its product as hypothetical. Gene Ontology annotation, cellular component: ribonucleoprotein complex. Lineage: Eukaryota; Perkinsozoa; Perkinsida; Perkinsidae. The transcript is spliced from 15 exons. The coding region runs from base 1 to 1449 and encodes 482 amino acids. Gene Ontology annotation, molecular function: RNA binding. The record is from RefSeq and is a predicted model, not a curated record.
AUGUCCCACUCUGCUGUGCCUCAUCAUUGCUUCGACAGCAACGACGGUCCCGACGACUCGUCCGUUCUGACCCAACUGCCACCAGUAUGUGACUCCUGUGGACGUGUGGACUUCCAAGAUAUCUACACCUCCCUUCGCGUGCUGCAGUCCUUGGUGGCUUACGCGGCGUCGAUGAGGCCUAGUCAUGACACUCAUGGUGGAAGGGCGCGACAGCCUCAGCAACCGGCAGGCGAGGUUUGCUGCUGCAGGCCGUCGUCCAGGGGAGCGGCUCCGACGAGCAAGUUCCAUUCGCAGGCGGAGAACCCGAGAGCAUCACCAGAUGGAAGAAAGGCGAACUGGGCAUCUCGCGAGGUCGGCUCUCAUGAAGGAAUAACGACUGUGAUGAUGAGACACAUCCCAAAUCGGUAUACGCAGGCCGAGCUGAUCGCCGAGGUAACUUUCACCGGAUUUGGUGGGACAUUUGACUUUUUCUACCUCCCCAUGGAUCACAGCACUAGAGCUAAUUUCGGCUACUGCUUCAUCAACUUUACAACGCCAGAAGUGGCUUCACUGUUCACACACCUUUUCAGCGGGAAGCAGUUGAACAUGUCAACGUCGAAGAAAAUCGUAGAAAUUGUGCCCGCUAAGCUGCAAGGUUUCGAUGCCAAUUUAUUGCACUACAGCAAGAAGGCCGUCUCCACUGACUCGAAGGAAGAGUUCCGUCCACUGUUCCUGGUUGAUGGCUAUCGACUUUCUUUCACUCGCGUUCCAUUACGAAAACCAAGAGAGAUAGGGAGGCAUUCGUCCAGACAGCGAUCCGCGUGUUCCAGCCCUGAGAGGAGCGACAAGGAGAAUCGAGUCGGUCUUGCCUCUAAUAGCGGGGCUCUUCUCAAGAACGCCUGCCACUGUACUGGAGAUAAUCCAAUUUCAGGCGAGGAGAGACUGAUGGGGGAGCGUUACGCUCCUUUUGGGUUCAAUGAUGCCCAGGAGACGUUCCGCUGGAUGAAGACCUCUAACGAGGCCUCAGACGGUCCUCCCCCGAUCCAAUCUCCCGACUUUCCAAUAUUCCUAGAUGGUGAUCAUCCGUCGACUAUCGUUAACAGGGCAGCUUCUUCCGCUGAUGCUGGUCCGACCUCGAGCCCAAACAUUCCGAAUCGAUACACUCAAGGAGAGCUGAUCCAAGAAAUUUCCUCCUCGGGCUUUGCGGGCAAGUUCGAUUUCUUCUACCUGCCAAUCGAUCGUGUUUCCAUGGCUAAUGCUGGUUAUUGCUUCAUCAACUUCACCAACGUUCAAGAUGCCAAUUGUUUUGCCAACUUCUAUGCUGGCCGAGUGCUGGGCAACUUCGGAUCAAGGAAGGUGGUCGAGAUCGUCCCUGCUGCUAUACAGGGCUUCUAUGAGAACCUCAGUCAUUACAGCAAGAAGGUCGUGUCUACUGAGAAUAAUCCAGAGUACGUCAAACGCCUACCGUAA